Messenger RNA from Cryptosporidium muris RN66, 2325 nucleotides. RefSeq lists its product as uncharacterized. The transcript has a single exon. Lineage: Eukaryota; Apicomplexa; Conoidasida; Eucoccidiorida; Cryptosporidiidae. Bases 1 to 2325 code for a protein of 774 amino acids. The record is from RefSeq and is a predicted model, not a curated record.
AUGACUGUAUUGGCUGAUAAUGAUGUAAUCCGAAGACUUGUAUCUUUAUUAGAGUCUAAAGAUGUAGUAAACUUAGAAAGUAAUGUAUUAGUUCUAACUCAACUCUUGGAUAAUAGAUUAUCAGUAAAUCAGAACUCUAGAAUAGUGGAUUGUGACUGUAAUAAGGCAAGUAUAGUGAAGUGUGAAUUGAAUAUUAUCAUAGCUAGAACUAGUUUGAUAUAUUGCUUAAGAAUCUCACGAGAAGCCAACCAUCUAAUUACAAAUAAAGUACCAAAACUAUUGAAGAAAAUAUUAGCUAUCUUAAAUAUGCAUCCAAUAUACUGUGAAAUACAUAAUGAUACAGUUGAAGGACUAUGUCUAUUGUUAAGUAAGAUGUCUACACUUAACGUACUAAAAUCUAUACAAAAUAGCCUACAAGGCUACGCCUUUUGGAUAUAUAUGCAAUCUGAGAGUGCUGAUCUCAUUAAUAAAGCCAAGGGAUUAGUUAGUUUAGCCACUUGGAUUCCAAGUAUAUCAAAUAAUAUUUCAGAUUGUACAAGUUUGGUCAAGUUUGGAUAUACUCCAUAUAGUAGUGAACUAAUUAAUAGACUUAUAAAAGACAUCGAAAUGACAACAGAUAGGAGCUUUGAUGAAGUAAAGCUCCUUAUAUCUAAUAUAAGUGGAGAUAUUAUGGAAAUUGUAGAUAAAUCUAUACCUAGAAUUGUAAAGUCGCUGGAUUUAUUAAGCUACCUUAUAAUGUACAGUGGCGUUAUUGAACCACCAACUACCUCAAGGGAACAAAAGUACUCCAACUCAUCUUAUUCAAUAGUUACUGUACUUAUACCACAAAUUAUACCAUUACUUAUAAAAGUAAGGUUAAUUCUAUGGGAUAUAAUUUAUUACUUAGUAGCAGAACGUAUUACAAUGCUUAAUUCUAAAGAAUCUGAUUCUGAAGAUAUGAGUAUUCAAGUUAUAGAAUUUAUAAAUUUAAUGGUAUUACUAAGGUUAAAUCAAAAAAUUCCAUUAGAGUCUUAUUUUGAAGUGAAUUUGAUAAAUAAAAAUAAUAUUAAAUUAUAUGGUCACUUGUUUGAGCUUAACAGAUGUAUAAAGCAAUCAUUUAAUACUUUAGUUAUUAGUUCAGGGAAGACUGGAGUUGUUUUAUUUUCUUCAAUGCUUUCCAAAUUUAUGAAACAAAUCUUUCAAACAAAUUUUACCCCUUGUUGGUAUGAGAACCUAUUUAAUACCCAAAAUAACAAUAAAUGUAAUCAAUUAGUUGGAAUAAUCGGCAAUAUAUCAAAGAAUCACCAUUGCAAGUUGGCUUUUGGGCUAGAUACUAUUAUUAAUACUGAAGAACAACCAAACCCAGAGUGCCUGUAUAAUAACGAACUUAUUAUUCAAGCUCUUGGAUUCUUUGACAAAUUGUUUAAAGAGAUCCACAAAGUCCAAGAACUUGAAAAGCCCUUAUAUAGACAGAAAUCAGAAUUCCUUGAACAAAUUUCAUUGGCUGAAGAUCAGGUAUAUCAAAUCUUGACAUCUAUUUCAAAUGUAUAUAGGAUAAUAAGACAAUUACAUGCAGAGUUGAGAUUAAUUGAAAGUUCACCUACUACAGUUCAGGAUAGUCUCCCGUUUAUUGAUAAAACCAUUAUAAAUAUAUCUAUGAAUAUAGUAAUCAAAAACAAAGGUUUUAUGUCUAUUUAUAGUGAAGUACCUACUACUUACAAAGCAAUUGACUCACUACACAUCUCUAUUCUCCAUCUACUAUUUGCAAUUAUAGAUAUAGAGACUGGAACAUUCUUGGUUUCACUUGAAGUUGGUUAUCAAAUAUUUAAUAUUUUAAAGUAUAUAGAAAGUUUUGGUCAUAGCUCUAGAUUUCUUGAAGAACCACCUUUCAUCUCUGUAUAUAAAGCUAUGCAAAGAACACUUGCUACUUUCAUGCCUAGAAAAAAUAUCUCUAAAAAAAUUAAAGAUGUCAAUAUGAAUAAAGAAUCAGAGAAAGUUGUUUCUAUGAAACCUGAAUAUUCUCAAUAUUUUAAUAAUGUGAGCAAUUACUUUAUUAAUCCUAAUGUGUCUGUAACUAAGCCAACCACUAGCACACCUCCAAUAAAUCCUACAGCUGAUAGUAAUGAUUCAUUACAAAAUUUAUCAAUGGUAAAUAACUGCCCUACGAUAUCAGAACCUCCAGUUGAUCCCCCUAUAUCUCCUAUUCUUGAAGUUAAAUCACCUGAAAUUACAACAUCUCCCUUAAGUAUUAUUGAUAUCAACACAGUACAGGAAUCAGACUUAGAUAUAGUUUGGCAAAUGGAAUCUUCAUCUGAAGAAGAAGAAGAAGAUUCCCAAAAGAUCUAA